UCCCCCUGCCCAAAACCCUAAUUCUCUCAUAAUGAAACUGUAUAUACAUAUAUGCAUACGCAGGCUCUCAACCUUUAUUCCAUUUUGCUGCAAAUUCGUAGAUUACUUAGUCGGCCGCCAAAAUCCUAGAAUCUAACACCUCAGACAUAUUCUAAUGGCGCCGAAAAAGGAGAAGGCACCGCCUCCAUCAUCGAAGCCUGCCAAGUCUGGCGGAGGCAAGCAGAAGAAGAAGAAAUGGAGCAAGGGAAAGCAAAAGGAGAAAGUGAACAACAUGGUUUUAUUCGAUCAGGCAACUUAUGACAAGCUUCUAUCUGAAGCUCCCAAAUACAAACUUAUCACUCCUUCAAUCUUGUCUGAUAGGUUGAGGAUUAAUGGAUCACUGGCACGGAGAGCUAUUAAGGAUUUAAUGGCAAGGGGUUCGAUUAGGAUGAUCUCUGCUCAUGCCAGUCAACAGAUCUAUACCAGGGCUACGAAUACUUAAUCGGUUGAUGCUUCCUCCUCAUUUGAUCCGGUCUCUGUUCUUUGCAAUUAUUUAUUUAUUUUCUUUUGCUUAGUUGAAUGUUAAAAGGUUUCUUUUUGGUUCUAAUGGUUCACUUUGAUCCCAAAUUUUGAAUGGAAUUAUCUAUACAAUUGAGUUUCAAGUUUCCUAUGCA
Ziziphus jujuba (common jujube) is the source of this 653-nucleotide messenger RNA. RefSeq names its product small ribosomal subunit protein eS25. Bases 155 to 481 code for a protein of 108 amino acids. The record is from RefSeq and is a predicted model, not a curated record. Gene Ontology annotation, molecular function: structural constituent of ribosome. NCBI's taxonomy places the organism in Eukaryota, Viridiplantae, Streptophyta, Magnoliopsida, Rosales, Rhamnaceae. Gene Ontology annotation, cellular component: cytosolic small ribosomal subunit. The transcript is spliced from 4 exons.